UUGCGGGCCAUUGUACAGGUGGAUCUGGAGGAAAGGGUUGCCUCCAAGGAGAAGCUCGCGAAGACGACCAGAGCCAAGGCCGACUACGGCGCAUCUACCGUCCGCUUUGCGGACCACUCCGUAGAGGAGAUGGAGCGCAUGGCUCUCGAGGACCAGGGGGAGAUUUUUGAGGUCGCUUCCAAGUCCUUAAAUCUAAAGGGGACCUUCCAAAAGGCUCUUAAAUGUCAGGCAGCCAGCCUGCUCGGCAUCGUAAAAGAGCUUUCGCAGCGCACUUCGUCCAACGAGACGCAGUUACUGCAGGCAAAAGUCGACCGCCUGCAGAAGGAGAUGUCUGCGCAGCACGCUCGCAUUGCCGAGCUUAUGGCCCGGUCUGAAGGGACCUCGGAAGGUCCAGCGGUGGCGGCAGCGCCCCCCCCCCCCCUCCAACCUUGA
Messenger RNA from Danaus chrysippus (African queen), 432 nucleotides. The record is from the annotation of a GenBank genome assembly. NCBI's taxonomy places the organism in Eukaryota, Metazoa, Arthropoda, Insecta, Lepidoptera, Nymphalidae.